AUGCCACCCGCUACGCUUCCAAACGGUGACAGAAAAGAAGUUGGUCGUGUGUUGCCUGUAAUUGGUAACAAGUUUGGCAUUAUGAACAAUGGCGAAGCAGGCAUUGAUUGUCAGCGAUCAUUGUGGAUCAAGCACAAUAGGGGCAAGUUUUGGGCUGAAUUGAACGAAGCGUCGCGUGUUAAACUGCAUGAGAACAAGUUUCGUUCUUUGGAACACUUGAAGGCGAAACAGCGUUUCGGUAUGCCUUGA
Peronospora belbahrii is the source of this 249-nucleotide messenger RNA. The record is from the annotation of a GenBank genome assembly. NCBI's taxonomy places the organism in Eukaryota, Oomycota, Peronosporomycetes, Peronosporales, Peronosporaceae.